Molecule: messenger RNA, 1212 nt
Organism: Bombina bombina (fire-bellied toad)
Lineage: Eukaryota; Metazoa; Chordata; Amphibia; Anura; Bombinatoridae
Product: steroid hormone receptor ERR1-like
Exons: 7
Coding region: 1-1212 (403 amino acids)
Biological process (GO): regulation of DNA-templated transcription
Molecular function (GO): zinc ion binding; sequence-specific DNA binding; DNA-binding transcription factor activity
Source: RefSeq, a predicted model, not a curated record
AUGGGGAAAGAAGCUGCAAUCUCAUUUCCCCAUCUGCAAUGUGGAGGUCACCUGAACCAGAUCAGUAGGGGACUCCUGGAUGGUGAACCUGUCUUUGUCAUAUGCACUGCAGGACAGCAAUAUGCUGUAGAUCUCUGCAUAAAGGGACUGCAUAAACCAUGGACUACAAAAAGUAUUGGGCAUCAGAUCCCCAGCAGUGGACAUGGACCUGACAUGCAGGGAACUCUGUGCUGUAACACCAGUUAUAAGGAACAACUAUGCCUUGUGUGUGGAGAUGAGGCAUUGGGUUAUCACUAUGGAGUCUCCUCAUGUGAAGCGUGCAAGGCCUUCUUCAUGCGCACCAUCCGAGGUUAUAUUGAGUACAGAUGCCGAGCCAGCAAUGAUUGUAAAAUCAUUAAGAGACACAGAAAUGUUUGCCGAGCAUGUCGUUUCGCUAAGUGUCUUCUUGUCGGCAUGAAGAAAGAAUGUGUCAAAUUGGAUAGAGUCAAGUGUGGACAGAAAAAUUACAAGAGGAAACCAUCAGAUGUUGUGCUUGAUAAUCCACAGAGUCAUAUCCAACAAGGAUCUGCAACAGUAGUUACAAAACAAGAUCCAAUGAAUGCAGUGGUAUCAUAUUGGCUGGUGGUAAAAUUGGAUCAGUUGCUUCCCAUGUCAAAUCCAGUUCUGACAGAUGCAUACCUGAACACCAUGAACACUCUGCGUGACCUUGCUGACCAAGAGAUUGUUAACAUAAUCAGCUGGGCCAACAACAUUCCGGGCUUCUCCUCCCUCUCUCAGUCAGACCAGAAGAGCCUUUUGCGAAGUGCCUGGAUGGAGGUCUUCCUGCUUUGCGUGAUAUUUCGCUCCUUACCCUACGAAGACAAGGUUGUAUUUGCAGAGGAUAUUGUGCUGCACAAGGAUUCUUCAUGCUCUGCUCGUCUCUCUGACCUUUGCUCCGACAUCUUGCAUCUUAUUCGCAAGUACCAGACCCUGUAUUUGGAAAGGGAGGAGUACAACAUUCUGAAAGGCCUCGCCCUGACUAAUUCAGAUUCUGUGGACAUAGAGGAUCCAGAAGCCGUUCUUCAGCUCCGUGACAAUCUAUGGGAAACCCUCAAUGAUUAUGAGUCAAACCAGCAUCCAGAAGAACCACGCCGGCAUGAAAGGCUGCUGCUAACACUCCCACUCCUGCGCCAGAUGGCUGGACAUGUUAUGCAGCAUUUUAUUAGUCAAUAA